Leishmania major strain Friedlin is the source of this 2139-nucleotide messenger RNA. RefSeq lists its product as hypothetical. The coding region runs from base 1 to 2139 and encodes 712 amino acids. Gene Ontology annotation, biological process: regulation of adenylate cyclase activity; cytoskeleton organization. Lineage: Eukaryota; Euglenozoa; Kinetoplastea; Trypanosomatida; Trypanosomatidae. Gene Ontology annotation, cellular component: cytoplasm. The transcript has a single exon. The record is from RefSeq and is a predicted model, not a curated record. Gene Ontology annotation, molecular function: actin binding; adenylate cyclase binding.
AUGGUGGCUCUGACGGCGCCGCCACCGCGGCCAGAGGAGACGAUACCAAACCUCGAUGAGGUGGAGGUAGCCUUCCGUGAGCUUCUAAGGCAGGGCGCGAGCCUGGACAUGCCGCAAGUCGCGGCGGCGCAGAACGCGCUGCAGAAGGUGCUCCGCGAACACACCCGCCUCCUCACCUACAUGGAGACUCACUCUCGACCGAAUGCAGACGCAGCGUCGGCCACCGCGGACGACGAUGACGAUACCGAGCCUGCUUGCGUGUACACCUUCCGGGUCAUGUACGACGGCGCCAUCACGGCAGUGCACGAUAGCGUCGUGGCUGCCACGCAGCAGCGACAGCGGGCGGCGGGCAGUUUCUCUCGCGCCAAGGCGUCGCUGGAGGCCUCCUCCUCGUCAUCGCUGACUGAGGACGUUCUUCAGUGCAUGGAGACCCUCAUAGAGUCGCUUGGCUGGGCCUUGCACCGAUCCAUCGCUUUCACGGGAGAUGCGCAGAGCUACUUUACCCCUAUGCAGCAGAAGCUCAGUGCCUUGUCCACGCACGCCAUGUCGGCGUCUGAGCCAGGCCGAGCAACACGGUCGUUGUCAUCGACGAGCCCCGCAACGUCGAACACCGCCGUUGCUGCCCUCGCCAUCGUCUUACCGGCCUGGCUACGUCAGGCAAACGUGGCUCUGAGUACACUGUCACACUUUGUCUCCAAGACAUACCCGCACGGGCCCUGGUUCGCGCACCGCAACCGCCGCGCCGUCGUGCGCAGCCGCCGUCUCCGUCACCCGUCAGACGUUGGCGAGGCGCCGUUCGAGACGCUGGUGCGCGCCGCCUCGCGUGUCCAGGACAGGGACGUGGAGGCGCUGUCGGAGGCGGUUCUGCGUGUCGCACAGGCUCACACACAGUGUCUUGCGGCGGUCCGUGCGACGAGCGAGCGACCGAGGGAUCGACCAAGCCUGGCCAAAAUCUUUGCGCCGCUGAACACGUCGCUGAAUGGGCUGACAGCCACGUGUGAGGACGUGAUUCGCCGCCGCGAAGACGACCGCCCGCACGCGCACGCGGUGCUCGAGGCCGGCAAUGUCUUCACGUGGCUCGCGACCGACUUGGAGCCGUGCGUCGUCAUUGAGGAAGCGUUCAGCAGUGCCAACACGUACAUCAACAAGAUCACGGCGAGGGGGAACGUGCUGCUGCUGCAGCAGGAGAACGGCUGCGCUCUUGGGCAGCAGGAGCUGGCCAGGGCGACCGUGACGUGGGCAGCAAUGCUGCGCGAGGCACUGGAGCGGAUGGUGCUACUGGUGCUUUACCGCUAUCCGAGAGCCGUGCCAUGGGGAGAGUCGCUCGAGUCACCGAUGCCCCGAUACAUAAGCAAGCCACGCCCGCCGUCCGUCCCACGCGAUCGCGGAGAGGCUGUGCCUGUCUGGCGCCGCGCACAAACAGCGGCCGAGCAGGUGGCGCGCCGUCCAACGCACCCGCCGUCAUCGACAACUUCAUCCACCGCAGCGCCAGCGCCACCCAUGCCUCGCACACAGGAUGCUCUGGUGGUAGGAGCAAUGCCGCCGCCAAACACGGUGUUGAAGUCCGCUGAGCCGCAACCCACGGACGCGCAGCAGUCGAAACCGACGCCAGAGUGCACGUUCGACGCCGUCACGCAGACGUGGACGGUGCAACACUACCACCAGCCCCUUGUCGGCCCCGCCUCAGGAGCGAAGCAAGAGCCGGUGCUCGUUGUGCUGCCAGAGGAGAAGCUCGACAGCAGCCACCUCGUCCGCAUCCUAGACUGCUUCAACACCUACGUGACGAUCCCGGUGAAGGUGAGGGGGGUCGCUGUAGAGCGCUGCCAGAACUCGAAGCUGCAGCUGGCGAGCAGUGUUGGCCCGGUGCGGAUCAGCGAUACGGAGCGGCAGGAGGUGCUCAUUGAGACUUCGGCGCCGGGCGUGCAUGCGGCGAAGGUGAACGGGCUGACGAUCCACCUCACAGAGGCGUACAACACAUCCAUUGUGACGCGGAUGGCAUCUAACGUGAACGUUACAGUCACGGCGCGCAUGCCGGACGGCGAUCAAGAGGUGCGAGAGCUGGCGCUGCCGGAGCAGUACAUCACCACCAUCAAGGAGGCGGACCAACUUGUCACUCGUGAAGUGACGUACUCCGGCUAG